This is a messenger RNA of Eublepharis macularius, 6215 nucleotides long. RefSeq names its product zinc finger MIZ-type containing 1 (gene ZMIZ1). The coding region runs from base 719 to 3961 and encodes 1080 amino acids. The transcript is spliced from 25 exons. Gene Ontology annotation, biological process: regulation of transcription by RNA polymerase II; protein sumoylation. The record is from RefSeq and is a predicted model, not a curated record. Lineage: Eukaryota; Metazoa; Chordata; Lepidosauria; Squamata; Eublepharidae. Gene Ontology annotation, molecular function: zinc ion binding; SUMO ligase activity.
ACAGAUUUUGCCAGCAGCCACGAAGCAGGGCCCUUUGGUAAUAAAAUAGCCAAUGUAAUUUGACACUUCAACUUGCUCUCCUCUCUGCGAGUUGAUUCACUUAUUCUCCCACUAACACCGAGCUCCUUUUCACUGUCUGUGGGCUUUUUUUAUAUAAAAAAGGCGAGAAAUAAUAGAAUUUUUUGGAAAAAAAUUGAACAUUUAAAAAGCCACCUGAAGCAGACCUGCAAAUCCACUGGAGGAAGAGAGAGGGGAUAUUUUCCUGUCGCCUGCUUUCUUCCCUAUGAUUUUCUCCUCGCUUGCAAACCUUGCUGUUUUUCCUCUCACCGCCCCCUCCCCCGAUCUGGAGGAAGGACCUUGUACGUUGUGGAUGCAACUGGAGCACCAGCCUCUCUUCCUCCUUUUCUCCCUGCUUGUCAAGAGCGAAUUAACAGUGGCCUCUUCAGAGAGUUAAAAGAAUGUGUUUAAGAAAUUAACUGCAUGAGAUCCGUUCGCCAACGAUUUGUGCAGCUCGCCAGCAUUCUUGAGUGUGGGACUCAAAUCCAGACGUGUAGUUUGCAUUCCUCAAUGCUGAAAGGCCUAAAGGACAACACAUUUGUUAUGUGAAGCAACAAAGAGCCUACUCAUCAGCUCCUGUGGGGUAGGAGGUGAACGUGGAAUACUUCGCUUGAGAGAUUUUAAUGGCUUUCAGGUAGAAUCCAAGUGGGAGACAAUCACAAUGAAUUCUAUGGACAGGCACAUACAGCAAACCAAUGAUCGGCUGCAGUGCAUAAAACAGCACUUACAGAAUCCUGCCAACUUCCACAAUGCAGCUACAGAACUUUUGGACUGGUGUGGUGACCCAAGAGCAUUCCAGAGGCCCUUCGAACAGAGCCUGAUGGGUUGUUUGACGGUUGUUAGCCGAGUGGCAGCACAGCAGGGCUUCGACUUGGACCUCGGAUACAGGCUGCUGGCCGUUUGUGCAGCGAACAGGGACAAGUUCACGCCAAAAUCAGCUGCGUUGCUCUCAUCGUGGUGUGAGGAGCUGGGACGGCUCUUGCUGCUGCGUCACCAGAAAAGCCGGCAAAACGACCCCCCAGGGAAGCUCCCUAUGCAGCCACCCAUGAACUCAAUGAGCUCCAUGAAACCCUCCCUUUCACAUAGGUGCAUAUGUGACGGAUGCCACCUUGACAGACCCCAGAGAUUGAAACGGGGACCUCCAGAGCUGAAAGCUGAUGGGUCUUUCCCUUAUGAUUCUGUUCCAUGGCAGCAAAACACCAAUCAACCUCCAGGUUCUUUGUCAGUGGUCACUACAGUAUGGGGUGUGACUAACACUUCCCAGAGCCAGGUGCUGGGCAAUCCCAUGGCAAAUGCAAACAAUCCCAUGAACCCAGCAGGAAACCCUAUGGCUUCAGGGAUGACCACCAGCAACCCCAGCAUGAAUUCGCCGCAGUUUGCUGGGCAGCAGCAGCAGUUCUCAGCCAAGGCAGGCUCCAACCAGCCGUACAUACAGCAGAGCAUGUAUGGUCGUCCCAACUACCCGGGGAGUGGAGGUUUUGGGGGAAGCUAUCCAGGAGGCCCUAACAACCCUGCAGGAAUGGGGAUCCCACCCCACACCAGGCCGCCUGCCGAUUUCACUCAGCCAGCUGCCGCCGCUGCCGCCGCCGCCGUCGCAGCAGCCGCGGCCACUGCCACAGCCACAGCCACGGCAACCGUAGCAGCCCUACAAGAAACGCAGAACAAGGAAAUGAACCAAUAUGGACCGGUUUGUUCCUCUUUCCAGAUGGGUCCAACUCAAGCGUACAACAGCCAGUUCAUGAACCAGCCUGGCCCUCGAGGCCCGGCUUCCAUGCCAGGCAGCAUGAACCCAGCAACCAUGGGAGCAGGCAUGACGCCUUCCAAUAUGAGCGGGCCCCCUAUGGGCAUGAGCCAGCCCAGGCCGCCUGGAAUGAGUCCCUUCAACCAUGGGCAAAGGAUGCCCCAGCAGGCCUACCCCGGUCCACGUCCCCAGUCUUUACCCAUGCAAGGCAUGAAGAGACCGUAUCCAGGAGAGCCAAAUUACGGAAACCAGCAGUAUGGACCAAAUAGCCAGUUUCCAUCCCAGCCUGGUCAGUAUCCAGCUCCCAACCCUCCAAGACCCCUUACAUCUCCCAACUACCCUGGACAAAGGAUGCCAAGCCAACAAAACACAGGGCAAUAUCCUCCUCCAACGGUCAACAUGGGGCAGUAUUAUAAGCCAUCAAGACCUGUUCCUGUGGCAAAUUACCCUCACUCGCCUGUUCCGGGAAACCCCACACCACCCAUGACUCCAGGGAGCAGUAUUCCUCCAUACCUUUCCCCGAAUCAGGACGUCAAACCACCAUUCCCGCCUGACAUUAAGCCAAAUAUCAAUGCUUUACCACCGCCUCCAAAUGCUAAAGGGAAAGUUCACACUUUCUCUCCCUCUUCGAUCCCAGCCAACCACAACGAUGAGCUGCGCCUGACGUUCCCGGUGAGAGAUGGGGUCGUGUUAGAGCCCUUCCGGCUGGAACACAACCUGGCAGUCAGCAACCACGUCUUUCACCUACGGCCCACUGUCCACCAGACACUGAUGUGGAGGUCGGACCUGGAACUCCAGUUCAAAUGCUAUCACCAUGAAGACCGGCAGAUGAACACCAACUGGCCAGCAUCAGUCCAGGUCAGCGUCAACGCAACGCCGCUCACCAUUGAACGGGGUGAUAACAAGACAUCGCACAAACCCCUGCAUCUCAAGCACGUCUGCCAGCCAGGAAGAAACACAAUUCAAAUUACAGUUACAGCAUGCUGUUGUUCACACUUGUUCGUAUUGCAGUUAGUACACCGGCCAUCAGUACGCUCUGUACUUCAGGGCUUGCUAAAGAAACGUCUGCUUCCGGCUGAGCACUGUAUUACCAAAAUCAAGAGGAAUUUUAGCAGUGUGGCAGCCUCCUCUGGCAACGCAACCCUCAAUGGCGAGGACGGAGUGGAGCAGACGGCCAUCAAAGUGUCUCUGAAGUGUCCAAUCACAUUCCGGCGGAUCCAGCUUCCAGCAAGAGGCCAUGACUGCAAACAUGUACAGUGCUUUGACUUGGAGUCCUACUUGCAGCUGAACUGUGAACGGGGGACGUGGCGGUGUCCCGUAUGCAAUAAAACAGCGCUGCUGGAAGGCCUCGAAGUUGACCAGUAUAUGUGGGGCAUUCUGAACGCCAUACAGAACUCAGAGUUUGAGGAAGUCACAAUUGACCCAACGUGCAGCUGGAGGCCUGUCCCAAUCAAGUCAGACAUUCACAUCAAAGACGAUCCUGACGGGAUUCCUUCCAAGAGGUUUAAAACCAUGAGUCCCAGCCAGAUGAUCAUGCCCAACGUGAUGGAGAUGAUUGCGGCUCUGGGCCCAGGUCCAUCACCUUACCCAUCAAUCCCGCCUCCGCCAGGGAAUGCCAAUUCCAGCGAAUACAGUAACCAAGGCAACAGUUACCAAGGUCACAGCAAUUUUGAUUUUCCGCAUGGGAAUCCUGGUGGAACUUCUAUGAACGACUUCAUGCACGGGCCGCAACUGUCACACCCUCCAGACAUGCCCAGUAGCAUGGCAGCUCUCGACAAACCCCUAAGUCACUCCAUGCAAGACCCCAUCUCUCAUCCUGGCAGCACGGAUCAGUCCCAUAGUUCCAUGCAGCAAGGUUUGCACGUACCUCAUCCCAGCAGCCAGUCAGGGCAGCCAUUACAUCACAGUGGUCCGCCUACCCAACAGAGCCGGCAGCCACCACCGGCCGCUUCUAGCAACCAUCCACACAAUGACCUGGCCUUUAACCCCUCCUCAGCCUUAGAGGGCCAGGCUGGUGGGCAGGGUGCGUCCGACAUGCCGGAGCCGUCACUGGAUCUGCUUCCAGAACUUACAAAUCCAGACGAGCUCCUUUCCUACCUGGAUCCUCCUGAUUUACCAAGCAAUAGCAACGAUGACCUUCUCUCUCUCUUUGAGAACAACUGAAGCCUUCUGUGUUCUGUCCCUGACACCUUUCACUUGUUUGACACGUCUGUAGCUUCACAGCGAGGAAUCCCACACAACCCUUUUUUUCCCGUGAGGACAACUUGAGGAAACAAUGCACACAUUCUUCAUCUCAGAACUUGCUUGUGUCAAGCUUCAUGAAUUGUGGGGUGGAAAGAGAGAAGAUAAGAAGGGGGUGACCUCCAAGCCUGCCACUCCACAUCACGGACUGUUUAUGCAGCUACAGAAAACGUCAUUUGUUCGGUCUGCAGAAAGAGAGAUUGAGCUUUGGGAGACGCGUAGCAUGAAGUAUCUGGGUAGAAGCGAGUCUCACCAAGGGAAGAAAAGGCAACAAAACUAUUCUAAGCAGCGAGUUUCAGAAUGUCCUUCCAACUGGGUUCUUCCAUGAGCUUUUUUCCCCCUGUGGUGUCUCUCCCUCCCCCAGUCCAUAUGUUUGGGUCAGACAGAAUAAGGACAGAAUUUAUUUGGCAAUGCAUCAAGCCUAGCCAAGCAAACUCAAACCACAAAUCAUAUACCAAAAAGCACAAAAAAAAAAAGAUGUCACAACUAAGAUAAAAACACAAAACUCAUCAAAGGGAGGCUUCUGUUCUUUGGACGGUCAUUUCUGUGUGAUAGAAGAGUCCAGUGGAUCUCCGGGCUGCAGCAAAUGUGUUUUUCUAAAUUGUAAAUUUUAUUUUUUUUUAAAUAAUCUUUUGGGCAGGGUAGCCCUUUUGCUCUGACACAGAGACAUGGAGACUUGUUUUCUGUCUCUUCCCCACCCUUCUUUCUUACAGGAUUUGUUUUCAAAGGGCAAACCUUUUUAUGACCAUAUUAAUAGCCAACCAUUAAAUGGGAGGGAGGGGUUUGAAUCAUAAUCCCAAGUGAAAGAGAAUAAACUAUAAAAUGUUGGAUGUCUUCACAAGUUUUCUUAACCUGCAUAGUUAGACCAUUGCUCAGUCCUAGCUGGGGCAAAAAGCUGGGAAGGGAGAACGACAAGAUGGUGGAAAAACCACGCCCAGUAGAUUUCUAUACGGUUGGCUUGAAAGAAGUGUUUGCAAUGGAAAAGAGACCCUCUACAACCCCCCAGAGUUUCUUCUUCCUAUUUUCCAGAUUGUUAAAUGGGAUUUGACUUUUUCAUUUUCUUUUGCAAGUUUGUUGUAUUCUUUUAGCUGCCAGGACUGUUUUCUAAAUAUUUUUCCCCAAGGAUAAUGGGCAUGAGAAGUAUUAGUCUCUUUGGUACAACAGUACUGUGCCCUCUCUUGCCACCAUGCUUCCGUGGUCUUUGUGCUUUUCAUGUGGUUGCCUCCCUCCUGCAUGAGCUUCCUGUCGCUCCCAGGCCCAUUUCUGUGCUCUCGGUCAUUCUCUCUUAUAAAUUUUGUAUAGUAUCUGUAUGUCGAAACGUGCAUGUGUGCCAACUCUGCCCUGGCGGGCCAACAUUUUGUCUUCUGCCCACUGUGUACAAAUCUUGUUUCCUUUGUGAAUAAAGAGACUUUAGUGGCUUCCUUCCCCAUCCAGAAAUCAGAUCAAAUAUAUCCCAUAUUUGAUUUUCAGAACUAGGCUUUCAAUUUUGUGCCAGAUGAACUCUUGCUUGUCGGUUUCUGUAUGUAAGCGCCACCCACCUUGCCUCUGUGAAUGGCAUGACCUGGGCAUUCCAUUCCAAAUUUGCUCUCUUCACCAAAGUCAUGCUUGUAAAUUCUUUGCGUAUUUGUUUUUAGCACCUACCACCACACACACUAGUCCACAGCACCUUGCUGUAGAUAUUACAGGAAAUGGCAGUUUUAGUUCCUCUUUUUCCAGCGGGAGUGUUGAAUUUGUAAAACAUUUUAUGUAGAGAUGAGUUGACACUUAUUUUGUCCCAGUCCCCCUUUUUAUUGAGGUUUUGUUUGUUUGUUUCAAACAAAGCGCUGUUCAUUAUGCAAAAAUCAAUUAUUUUAAGAAUUGCUUUUGUAAAUACCUUUUGUGAAUAUUUUAGUAUUGUCUUUGAUAAUAAUAUUCAGUGUUUUCAUGAUCUGGUUAUACUUGUGUUUUAAAAUACAUAGUCUUUGCAGGGGGAAACAGGUCGUCUUUUGGGGUUUUUUUUUUUUUGGUUAAGGGUUCUUGGAUUGGGGAAGCUUUUCUUUUGACAAAUUAGCGGGGGGGGGGGGCUCCAUUUCUUAAUCUGGUUUCAUGCAUUCGACCAAUAUCCUGAACUGCACUCAAAAGAAAUUGUUACGAGCAGGGCUUUUUUUCUGGGAAAAGAGGUGGUGGAACUCAGUGG